Messenger RNA from Dothidotthia symphoricarpi CBS 119687, 8318 nucleotides. Its product is annotated as beach-domain-containing protein. Bases 282 to 8147 code for a protein of 2621 amino acids. Lineage: Eukaryota; Fungi; Ascomycota; Dothideomycetes; Pleosporales; Dothidotthiaceae. The transcript has 5 exons. The record is from RefSeq and is a predicted model, not a curated record. Gene Ontology annotation, molecular function: protein binding.
UCUGCCAAGCGUGGUGAUGUUGCAGUCGAUGAGUGCAGCCACGCCAGACUAUGAGCGUACGAGUAGCAGCUUCAGUCAGCAGCUCACCGCGCGCGUGGGGAAGACGACGAGAGCUAUGCACAGCAUCACAACCCAAGCUCCCAACACAACCACGCCUCUAGUAAACUCCAAUCCAUACACGUCAUUCUACAUGUGGAGCACUUCUCCUACAGAGACAUGAUUCUGCACUUCUUCUCACGCCCUCCUUCCACACACUCCCGCAGCGGCGGCCCCAAUUGAAUAUGGCCACCUCCCGGCCUCACCGCUCGUCGACCGCGGCCUCGAGGGUCCCGCCUAUGAACAACCAGAUAGCCGAGCUGCGCAGCCUCGCCGACGAGCUUAUCCGCGCCUCCGAGUCGUCCCCGCCGACCGCCCCCGUCUUGCAGACGCAGAGCAACGCCUUGCGCCGCAUGCGCCAGCUGCUCAUCGACUCGAGCGACCAGACGCACACCAAAGACGCCUUUCGGCACGUGCGGGGCUUCGAUGUGCUGCUCCUCACGCUGCGCUCGCUCUCGGGCUUCUACGACCCCGCCAAGCUGUCCACGCUCGACCGCAUCGACUUCUUCGAGGUCAUCAAGGCGACGCUGGACGUCUUGUCGGACGCGCUGAACGAGCAUGCGGGGAACAGGCGCUUCUUUGCGAGGCGCAUCGAGCAUGGCGGCUGGGUUGCACUGGAGCAGGCCCUGGCCAGUACGGGAAUCUUCGGCGGACCGUCCACGGACACACGGGACGAUGCAGGCCAGGAGCAGCUGUUUGGCUGCCUCUUCGCCUUUGCCCUGGGCGACGAGGCCAUGACGCGCAUAUUCAGAGACAUUGCCAAGACCACUGGGGAAGUGCCGGCGAGGCAGGAACCACCUCCCCCACGAAGCAGCGACCCUCCACACACGACCGAGAUCGUCGUCUCCAGCCCGCGGUCGACAUAUAGCGAGCCGGAUAUUGCCCUCGACCCGUUGCGUGCUCGGUUGAGGACCGUCUUCAGUGGGAACGAGGUGCUGCAGAACCCAGACGUCAUCCCUAUUAUCGUUCACUUUUGGCAGGGCUUGUCUGGCGAGAAUGCACCUGGAACGAAGUCAAAAGCGCUCUCUGUCGCUGUGUUGCUUGCCAUCAUUGACAUCACCGCCCUGUCUUCAUAUAACAAGGCUGCUCUGCACGUCACUGGCAUACUCAGCUUCAUCCUCCCCUUGUUGUUUGAGAACAAAUGCGCUCCCACAGAAGCUGGCCUCUUGCGAGACCUGGCAGACAGCCUCGUCGAGUACGGCAUCAAUAGACUAGACGAUGCCUACUACCUCUUUCGCAAGGCGGCCACAUCAGACCAAGCUGCCGAGUUCCUCCACCGUGGCAUGCGGACGUCUCGUGGUCCACAUUUCAUCCAGUUCGACUUAUCUCUGCAUGGCUUCAGUGCUGUCGAGCUCCCUGACAUUGGCCGUCCUUUUCCUCCCAUCUCUCCCGGCAGCGGAUACACAUUUGCUACCUGGAUACGAGUUGAUAAAUACGACCCCAACUGUCAUACCACACUCUUCGGCGCGUAUGAUGAUACACAAACGUGCUUUUUGAUGGCUUAUCUAGAAAGAGAUACCCGCUGUUUCAUACUGCAGACUUACAUGGGCCACUCGACUGGCAUCAUCCCCAGCGUACGCUUCAAAAAGGCUCCUCGCUUCGAGGAAGGAAGGUGGUACCACAUUGCUGUAGUUCAUCGGCGAGCAAAAGGCAUCGGCGCAGGGAGCCACAAGGCUUCACUCUUCAUCGAUGGCGAGUUCACCGAGACCAUGAAGGCCCACUACCCAUCUCAUCCCCCUGUUUUGAAUAGCAGUCAGGAAAGUUUCACAUCCAUGUCAGCUAGUAUCUCAAAACACCAUAUUCUUGCCUUCUUGGGCACCCCACGUAACCUCGCCCCCCGUUUAGGUCGCAACGUUCUCACCUCCAAGCUUUCAAUGGCUUCGUUUCAUCUGUUUUCCGAGCCGUUGUCCGACGAGUUGAUCGCCGUGUACCACAAACUCGGACCACGCUACUGUGGCAACUUUCAAGACAGGCUGGGCUCAUUUCAGACCUAUCGCACGUCUGCUGAGCUAAACGUUCACAAUGAAAUAUUGCACCCUGGCAAGGAAGAGCGAUCAGAGAUCGUGUCGGCAAUCCGAGCAAGUGCAAGACACCUAAUGCAUGAAUCGAAAGUUUUACUGAGUUUCUCACCUACCUCAGUCAUGGAUGAUGAUGAUAGAAACGCCGUGGACGAGUCCCAGCUCAUUCGAUCACUCUCAAAAGAGUCCGCGAAGACGCUCCAAAAGUAUACUAGAAAACACAGCACGCCUGUCAUCAUCAAUGCUGCCGUACCUUCAGUGAAUGACGCUCUGUCACAAACAUGCGGGUUCGGACGACUAUCUGGCGAUCCUGUGGUAGUGGUGCCUCAAGCUCUAGAUGACGCAAUAUGGCGCAUCGGUGGUUGUGCUGCAGUAGGUCUGAAGCUGGUACAGGCUGCUCAAUCCUUGGACGGUGUACUACGUGCUGUUAAAAUCCUCCUUGAAGCAGUGGAAGGCAAUUGGCGCAACUGUGAAGCCAUGGAACAGAGCAAUGGCUUUGCUAUCCUUGCUGAGGUGCUGCGUCAGAAGAUUGGAUUUGCUAUGGGCGGUCUUGUCAUGCGAAAUUCCUCAUCGCUCGAUGUCACCCCUGAAGAUUGCGAAUUGUUUGUGGUGGAGUUGCUUCGAGAGAUACUUCGUUUCGUUGGCUAUGACGAGCAGCAUCCUGAAGAGUCACUGAUCAUCAACCCGCUAGCAUAUCGAGUCCUUUUGGUCGAUCUUCAAAUCUGGCGCAGGGCAACAACACUGGAAACGCAGAAACUGUAUUAUACACAAUACAUUCAGUUUGCGAAAGGAAGCAAGCAUCAUCAUUACAAUGCGAAGCGCUUCCACAGGAUAAGAGUCGUCAAAUGUUUGACAGACGCGUUGAUGGGUGAGACCUUCACUCCACAGACUUUACCGUUCUUCAUCGACGCGUUCAGGUGCCUUCUGCAAAUCAACUUCAAUGGUGAGAAUGCUCGAUCGUUAUCAUUGUUUGUCACCUACGCUUUGCACGAUAAUCGCGCCUCAUAUGCUAAACGGACAUUGCGACCCAAGGUGAGCUCUGUACGACUGCGACAAGGAACACCUCCUGUCGGAUCUCCUGGAGAUACGCCACGUCCUAGUAGUCCAGCACACCUUGACGCGAAUGCAUCGCCGCUCUCUCUCACAGAUCUCGGUAUUGCCAUUCUCGGCCUUCUGGCGGAGCUUUUGUGUGACCCCCAAAACCCCAAUGAGAUCGUGCGCUUUGCCAAGAACGUGACUGGAAAGUGGCUCCUCUACCUUCUAGCAGAGCCUGACCAGCGUGUGGUGGUGCUCGGAGCAAGGAUUCUUGCCCGUCUUCUUGUUGUAAAUGGCCCACUAUUUGUUAAAAAGUUCUCUGACAAGACAGGUGGGUUUACUCUGAUGAAGAACCGGCUACGUAAUUGGUGGAACACACCCAGUAUCUGGACAAUCUGCUUCGCUAUUCUGUUCGAUCGCGAUAUAGCGUCGAUUGACUUUGAGCGAGACUUCGACGUCUUCAAUCUGGUCGAUAUCUUCAUCGCACAAUCACCGCAAACGAAGUUGAGGAUUUGUUAUCCAGAGAUCUUCGCGGUCAUUGCGGCUAUGCUAGACACCGGGUUGCGCGCAAUCGUUCGCGAUCGAGCUCAGACUACAGUACCAACUAGAGGUUCUCCGUCAGAGAACGGCAACGCUCCUACAACUAGAGGACGACGAAGAACAAUGUCGUUGAAAGCUGAGUCGCCGAACAUAAGCCUCAAAGCCCCGCAAACAGAACGUUUAAACGACUACGCUGCCGUCUUGAAUUCAGCUAUCCAAUUUCUCUCAGAACUGCAUGCACGCUCUGAGGUGUUUCGUGACUAUGCCAGCACGUCCAACUAUGUCCAAGAGUUACUUUUUGUUCUCUAUCCAGUCAUAGUCACGUCGGAUUGUGUCAGCGCGGAGACAGAACUGCUCUCGCGCGGUUCAGCCUUGACAUUUGAGGGCCAUGACGUUGUGAUUCAGCCAUUGUCGCUUACCAAUAGCCAACAAACUCCCAUCAUACGUACGAGUAACGUCAGUACGUCACCCUCACCGUCCUCGCGAAGAGUCAUUCCCUUUCGAAGGGCGUCUUCAUUCGUGCUUGUGUCGGCAGACAAGGUCAAGCAGGCCACCAAGCCACAGACGUUAGAGCCCAUACUCUCGCCCAGGACAUCUGCCCCACCUACAACGAAGGUGGGAACCUCGGUUGUUGAAGCCACACUCGAAGUAGUUUUGGAUGUUUUCAAAGACCAGCUUUUCACGCGAAAAGAUUUUCCGGGCUUUGGCCUCUUCCUUAAAACCCCACCUGGUUUCCAAGAGCAUCAAGCGUACUUUGAGUCGUACGUUCUCCGACAAACGUUGUCCUCGGUAACGAACGCUCUCCGGUUAGACCAGAAGCUACUCCAUGAACCGCGAGUGCUCACAAACCUCGCGCGAUUUGUGACCCAUAUAUCCGAGGCCGUGUUUGAGGGUUGGUUUCUGGAUGGCGGAGAGCCGCUUCUCGACUUCACAGGUUUUAUCUUGGAAUAUCUGGAGCGCCCGGACAUUGCCAAGGUCAAGACUGUCAGACUAUGCACCCAGGCGAUUCAGACGAUCCGAUCAGUGUUCUUGAGAGUCGCCCUUUUACGGCUUGCAGAACCUGAUGAGUCUGCAGGCGCAUCCAAUACGACAGCAGCUAUCGAAAAGAUGGUGUAUUGGCAACCGAUCAUUCUUUCUUCGGCCAACAACGAGUCAUUUUCACUAAAGAUGAUUUGCUAUCUUCUCUACACAAAGUUGGCCUCUGAGCAUGAAGGAGUGCGCCUCGCUUCUGUGAAUUUCUGGCGACUCCUUCUUGUGCAAAAACCAGAAGAGACGGCUGCCCUGCUGGCUAGCGUCAUACAGUCGGACAAGAACCUAUAUGAUGGCUUCCAGAAGCUCAUGGAGCUUGAUAAUGAGACGUUUCUCCAUUGGUUUGAGAGGAACAAGACAGAGUUAGACAGCUUUUUCUAUGGCUCCAUGUCCAAAUUGUGGGAGGAUUACGCUCAUGAUCAAAACAAACGAACCGAAGAAAGCUCCCAAAAGCGAAUAGCGAAGCGUAAGGAAAGGCUGAAGCAAUGGCAGUCCGAAGAACUGACCACAGAGAACAUCUGGAACCACCACGAAAACUCAACUAGCCAUUGGCGAUCUAACAUUCAUGCUUCGGAGCGGCUCAAGCAUCAACGAGUGGUGCAGGACCAGCAAGACAAUGCGACGUUCCUAGCAACGGUACUAGCAAAGCAUGACCACCAACUCAAAGGUCCGUGCGCGCUGUUCGAAGAUAGCCCACCAGCGAAGUGGAGACUUGACGAAACAGAAGGCCGUGAUCGCAAGCGCAUGCGCAUCAUCGUCGACAAUACCACCCGGGAACAACAAUAUCAACCUAAGCGGAAGGAUACCGAUCCUCGGGAAAGGCUCAAACUAGAUACAGCUGUUCCCACCAUCUCUACGAAGGAUGCUUUGGCCGUCACGCCUACGGGUGGUCGAGGUAGAAGGUCGUCAUCCAAUCUGGUCACGAAAAUGGAGUCCAACGAUGACGUGAACUCGGAUAGUGAGGAAGGCUUUGAGAUGGUCGAAGCCUUGUACGAAGAUGAAGAUGGUUUCGAAGACAAGAACCGCAAGGUCAUGAGGAGUCUGAGGCGUGGUGACCAGGUGCAGUACGUUUGCAACAUCUCGCGAGUUGUUGGUCUGGAAGCUGUUGAAGGGCUCCUCAUCGUUGGAAAAGAUUGUCUAUACCUCCUGGACGACUUCUUCCAACGGUCUGAUGGAGAGAUUGUGCGUGUGUGGCAGGCACCGCCUGAUGAGCGCGACCCUUACGUACAGGUCAUAGCGGGCAAGGAAGCCGUCACCAAUCGCCGACCACCGCCCAGGACGCAAGAGGACUCUGCGAGAGAUUGGAAGUGGAGUGAGGUGAUUAGCAUUUCGAAGCGCCGAUUCCUCCACCGUGACGUUGCAAUCGAAGUCUUCUUUGACGAUGGACGUAGCUAUCUGUUGACAGCAAUAUCUGCACAAGCUCGGAACGACAUCCACUCUCGCGUCUUGCAACGAGCCUCACACGUUGUGAACCCGGAAAAGCUGGUCAAUUCUGAGAUCGCGUGGAGACUCGAUUCGUUGCGCAACCCAGAUGAGGCACCACAGACAUUAGGUUCACGAUUUGCAUCAGCUUUCAGUACUGCCUCGUCGCAUCCAGCGACCAAGAGGUGGCUGAAGGGUGAGAUUUCGAACUUCCACUAUCUGAUGUUUGUCAACACAUUAGCCGGACGUACGUUCAACGACCUUACACAAUAUCCGGUUUUCCCCUGGGUCAUAUCCAAUUACCACAGCGAAGAGUUGGAUUUGUCUGACCCGAAGAAUUUCCGCGACUUGAAAAAGCCGAUCGGUAUUCAACACCCGAAGCAAGAGGCUUCAAUUCGAGAGCGGUUCAACUCAUUCGCUGAGAUGGGUGAUGCGGAUCAUGCCUUCCACUAUGGAACCCACUACUCUUCGGCUAUGACCGUAGCAUCCUAUCUCGCACGCCUACAACCCUUCAGCGCCGCAUUCUUCCUCAUCCAAGGCGGCACCUGGGACCACGCAGAUCGCAUGUUCUACUCCAUCCAAAACGCAUGGGACUCCGCGUCCAACAAGAACAUGGCCGACGUCCGCGAAUUGACGCCAGAAUUCUUCUUCCUCCCUGAUUUUCUGACAAACGUCAACGCCUAUGAUUUUGGUCUCCGCUCCGACAACUCCAGCAUCGAUAAUGUUCAGCUACCUCCGUGGGCAAAAGGUGAUCCUGCCAUCUUCAUUGCCAAACAGCGUGAAGCCUUGGAAAGCCCACACGUCAGUGCCAAUCUACAUCACUGGAUUGAUCUCAUAUUCGGGUACAAGCAGCGCGGUGAAGCGGCAAUCGAAGCCGCGAACGUCUACCAUUGGAUGACCUACCAAGGCGCCAUCGAUCUGGACUCCAUUACCGACGAAAAGGAACGCGCGCAGAAAAUCAGCGUGAUCAAUAAUUUCGGCCAGACCCCCACACAGGUGUUCCAGCGUCCGCACCCGCACAAGGAAAACGUGGCGAAGAACGCGAAACUAGACACUGCGGCGGAGAGCCUGCAUCGUGUGCCCGGAACUCUGUUGGAAGCCAACGACCGCAUCGCGUCGCUGAACUACAUAGCGCGAAGCGACAAACUUCUCUGCUCGGCGCCAUUCCGCCAUAAUAUACCACCCCUCUACGACAGAUACAUGGAAUGGGGCUUCACCGACGGCAGCGUGCGCUUCUACGACUCGCACAGCAAGAAGCUCAUCGGGCUAUUCGAGCACUUGCAUUCGGGACAACUCACCACAAGCCUCUUCGUCGAUGGGCGCACUCUCAUCACCGCAGGCACAGACUGCACGCUCGCCAUUUGGAACGUCAUCAAAGCAGACAAAGGCCACAUCGACCUACACAACGCCACCACACUCUUCGGCCACAAGAGCCCCGUCGUCGCUCUGACAGCAAGCCGUGCCUUCUCCGCCUUCCUGUCCGCCAGCCUCGACGGGAAGGUCUUCCUGUGGGACCUCAAUCGUAGCGAAUUCGUGCGCGAAUUAGAUCUUGGACCGAGACAUCGCGCGAAUCCGGUGCCGGUACAGGCCGCAAGGAUUAAUAGCGUUACGGGACAUAUCAUUCUUGCUGUUGGGAGGCGAUUAGUUAUUACAACGCUCAACGGGGAUGUCCUGCUCGACGAGGAUGUGUGCGAUGGGGAUGAGGAUACGGAAGGGGUGACGUGUGUGAGUGCAUAUGAGGGUGUGGGGAAUGAGUGGUGUGAAAGGGAGUUGGUGUUCAGCGGGCACCGGAGGGGCGUCGUCAAGAUCUGGCACCUUCUCCCCGCGCCUACUUCCACAAAUACGCGCUGGACUAUCACCCUCAUCAACGUGCUUAACCAUUCUGAUCAGAUGACUAGCUCGAAUGCCGCACCUAUUACGUGUAUACUGCCCAUGCCGCAUCAGGUGUAUACGGGCGAUGAGGAGGGUAGAGUCUAUGAAUGGGAUUGUGUGCAUCGGCAGCGUUGAGCUGGUAGAUGUGUGGUGUCAGUGUUGGUGGGUGUGUCGAUACGCAAAUGCGUGGGGAAAUGUUGUGUGGGACAUACAGACGGGAAGUGUAUGGAUAGUUACAAACCCAAACGCGGAAACGAUACACACGAUAUGUAUAACGAAUCUCAACUUUCCGAUGUGUCAAGAUCU